UCAUCCCUCAGGAUAAUAGAAUCAGAGGUUACCGCAGAGAUUGCAGGGUUCGUGGGCUACCCGCAGUUCCUGUUGUGCCUGAAGCUGUCUUGGAUCAAGGCACCGCGCGGUACUCCAGAGACUCAUCUAUUGACCAUCGAGCGCAGAGUUUAUAUAGUCCACGAUCAUAUGGUCCAUUCUUUUGCUCGUCGACCAUUCCUCGGUGUGCUAAGAACAUGAACAUUUGGCUGGCUCAUGGAUUGCUGGGCUGCGCAGCACUACUACUCGUUUUCCCUUUGGGAAUUGUAUCGCUAUGGUUCAAGAAAAGUCGCUGGUCGAUUCUACACUGGAAGAUACAAGCAUGUGGUACGAUGCUUCUGGCACUCACCACAGGCGUGGGUCUGCUCAAUAGCAGUCGGUUGCACCACAAGCAUCAGUCGCUAGGACUGGUCGUGUUCGGCAUGGUGCUAAUUCAGAUGCCACUUGGAUUCGUCGAUGCGUUGGACAACACCCGCGGCUACAGGGCAAGCGUCUCAUUCACUCACUCCAUCCUCGGAUUCUCGACUCUAGUGCUGGGCUGGCUCGUGAUCCUGAGCGGCUUUCGUCUGGCAUCGCUUGCGUCGGGCCCAUUCGUUUUUGUCGGUUUGUUGUCGGCAACGGAAAUCUCAGCACUCAUCACUGGCUCUUUCCUGGUACAAUGGCGUAGACGAAUCGUAGCAAAAUCAGCACCUAAGGCGAGCGAAGUCGAACAACUCGCUACGGACGAUUACACGCUUGCCGAGCAUAACCUCUAAGACGAGUACAACUACAAGGACAACUAAGCUGCUGGGCUGUAACAGGACAAACCUCAGGGCAAUUAUCAAGAAGUAUAGUGCGAGGUCUAGUUUGAACGUAGCGAGUUUGUUAGAAUGUCGGUGUUCUAGACUGAGACAGGGUAUGUCACAUAAUCAGUGCGGUAGGUAGAAAAUGGACUUUAUGAGGUCGCAUACGGGAUGGAUGCGAGCUCCUUUGACGACGACAUUGAGACGUGCAUAGGAGACUCUUGAUAUUACAAGAUUCCCGAUAGCAGUCAUCUGAAACCUCGUCGUGUCAGGAUACGCUGGGCAUGUCAAGCCCCGUUGACGGGUUUGCGGUUGCGUUGUUACCGUGUCUGUGCACCCAACGAUCGGCAUCAACUAACGAUCAGGGCACAACAUUUGCAGUAGAUUUCUACGCGUGAUACCACAACAACCAAGCCAGAAAUUCAAGAUGUGCUUGAGGAAAUUCGCAGAUUAAAGCCAGGCG
This is a messenger RNA of Dothidotthia symphoricarpi CBS 119687, 1263 nucleotides long. RefSeq lists its product as uncharacterized. The coding region runs from base 216 to 773 and encodes 185 amino acids. Lineage: Eukaryota; Fungi; Ascomycota; Dothideomycetes; Pleosporales; Dothidotthiaceae. The transcript has a single exon. The record is from RefSeq and is a predicted model, not a curated record.